Epinephelus lanceolatus (giant grouper) is the source of this 5867-nucleotide messenger RNA. The record is from RefSeq and is a predicted model, not a curated record. Lineage: Eukaryota; Metazoa; Chordata; Actinopteri; Perciformes; Serranidae.
GGGAGGGGGAAAUGGAAAUGGAAGUGGUGGAACCUCCGCAGAUGGACAACAGCAACCUGCCAGUGGACGCAACUACGCCACUGUCCUGCAGGGGGAGGUAUCUGGACAGAGGGACUACCCUGGCAGCUUGGGGAGAGGAGGACUAGAGAUGGGGAGCAACUUUGUGGUGGCGAGGCCAGACAGGGAGGGCGGAGGGAUAUCAUCUGUCUACCCCGAUGCAGCUGGCUUUAUUGGGGACUGGCGUGAUCGGGUGGGUCUGGGGGGGUAUGUUUUGGGCAGAAGGGAUAUAACCCCCCAGCUCUUUCCCUUCCCAGGGCAGCCUCGGGGAGCAUAUGGCGGUGUGAUGGGCUUCGGGGCCGGCUGGGUUCCGGGAAUGGAGGCUGCGAGAGGAGCUCCAGGGCCCGGGGGUCCCUCCUUGGCACUGAGGGUGGGUGAGUUCCUACGUCUGCGUCUUGCCCAGGUCACUUUUGACCCUUCGCAGCCACCGUACGACUCUGUGCAGGUGUACGGCCUGGAGGGCACAGGGUCCCGGGCUGGAUCCCUCAGCUCACUUGAGAGCGAAGGAGAGAAGGAUGCAGAGAAAGAGGAGUGGGGGGCAGGGCUGGAAGAAUGGGGCCCCCAGUUCCAGAAAUUAGCUCAACUCUUCAAAGACAGGGAGAAAGAACGGGAGGAGAAGGAAAAAGUUGAUGAGGGUGCCAAAAAGGAGAAGGAAAAGAAAGAUGAGCCGGAGAAGAAAGAGAAAAAAGAGGGAGGGGAGCAGGCUGGAGAAGAGGGGAAAGACUGAGAAAGGAUACAAAUGAAACAAAUAGGGGCAAAGGGGGUAAGAGGGAAUCGGAGGAUGAUGAAAAGGCAACCAGAGCUAGAAUAAUGUGAAGAGAAGUUAAAGGAGAGAAAGAUGAAGAGGCAAAGUAAUAAAAAGAGACAGAGAAAAAUGAGCCUAGGGAGGGUGGAGAGUGCGAGGGCAGGGGGAGUUAGUGAUUGAUGUAAUUUAAAGCAAUAAGUGUUGAAACGCUGAUAUGGUUGAGCACAGAUACUGAGACAAUGCAGAGGCUGCUUCUGCUCGGGGCAGCAACAAUUUGUUAAACGCUUUGGACAAAGAAAAACAACCCAAACAUUCAAGACUCGAUUUAAUUCAACUCUCACGUAUGGAAUGAGAAACAGCAGGAAACAAGAAGAAAGACGUUUUUUUCUCGUCGUGUGUGUCGGUCUGCUCUUUGUGUCCGCAUGUGUGUGUUUGUGUGUGAGAGAAGUCUGCGAGGGAAUACGGAUGUGCAUAUACGUACUUGUGUGUGUGAGCGUAUAUGUGUGCAUAAGAUGGAGCGAUAGAGGCAGGGAGAAAUCAUGCUACCCAGAGACAAUUUAAAGAUGAGACCGGCGACUGAUGAUACGUAAGCUGCGCCAUUAGUUUUCGGGACAACGUGCAAGAGUAAACAUUUAACGAGGAAGUUUAGAAAGUAGGAUAACACACAGGGGAUGAAAUAUGUGUUUGAAUAUAAAGCCAAUGGGAAAGGGGGAUGGAUGUAUAGAGAGAGAAAAACGGUUGUGGAAGUGAGACGAUUGUACAGAAACUGUUACUUUUUAUUCCAUCUGCAGUGGCAGAAAAGUGAAUUAUUCAGCUCACUACUUCAUUCCAAAUGAAAAUGAUGAAUCAUUUAAAUCCUGCAAAAGAUUCUCCCUCCUCUCAGCCCACGAGGAAAACAGACAUUGUGAAAAAUUUAAACGAUUUAGGGAUGUGAUCCCCCAAACCUCCCCACCCUCCACCCCUCUCAUCCCUCCAGCUUUUUGUAGUCGAGUGUUGGUAUGUUUACAAAGACUCACACACAAACACACACACACAGACACAAAACAACUGAUGCGCACCAUGAGGCUUUGAUUGUACUAUGGUAAAUUAUAAAAGCAAACCCAUCCACAACUAUUCCAUCUACUAUAUGGAGUAAUGAUGACUCUAUUAUUCAUCUCUUUAAUGUUUAUAUGGAAGAAGUCUCCUAUUUUUUAUCCCCACUGUAGUCUCACUUGACACGUCUCGAGGACAACGUAUGCAUGAUUUUUGAAAACAGCAGCAAAGCUAAAAAGGCAAUCAAUUCUGUUUUGAACUAUCGUACCUCCCAAAUGAAAAUUUCCAUAGAUCUGUAAUGAAAUUAUAAAGGAACAAAACCACAGAGACUCCCACGACAGGCUUUUUGUUCUUGUUAAAGGUCAGGAUGCAAAUGAGCUGGAGUUUUCAGCUGGAAUGCACUUUUAUACUGUGUGAUGUUCAAUAAUAGAUAAUGAAUAAUGUCAAAGAUUACAGUUGUUUUAUAAGAUGUCAAUUAAACAAAAAAAAAGAUACAAUGUUUGACUGUAUGUAAAAGCAUUUCAAAUGUAAAUACCACUGAAUAUUAUUGCUAAAAGAGAGUAUAUAAAAUGAAAAAAAAAAAAAAAAAAUCUAAAGCAGAACUUGUCCAAAUGGAGCACUGUUGGGACUAUCUCUAUGUACUGUAGAUUAGAAAAUGGAGUAAUGGAGCUGGAUUUAACAGCCUCCCUGGACUGAAAACAACACCAUGUAUUCAACACCUGUGUAAAACAUAAACAGGUUUGGUUUGUGGUAGCGCUCGUCUGAGAUGGACAAGCCAGAGAAUCAAUUAUACAUGUGGCCUCUGGCAGAAGUUUGCUGUGCAAAGUAUUAGUUAGAGGAAGCCUCAGAACUAGCCUGUCGCUGCGAAGGAUCCCAGCGGGACAAGGAGAAAUUCCCCGAACAGACAUACAACAGAAAUUCAGUCUCUUCCUUAAAAUCUGGGUUAUUAUUCUGCAAAAGUAAAGUGAUAAAUGAAAAUGGAAUUUGUAAUAAGUUUCUAGGACAGCUCUGUCAUUAGUGUUGCACUGCCUGAGAGAUAUGAAACAAAGUUUUAUAGAUGGUUACUUAUCUCUAGAAAUAUAAUAAACUGUACAUUUAAGAUUUUUAAUAAAAGCACGGGAAAGUCACUGUCCAUCAAAUGUCAUCUUUCAUGCAUUUUAGGCAAUGCAACUCAAUGACCCAUUUAAUAUUACCUUUUGCUUUGCCUUGACCACGGCGUAGAUCUAAAGUCAAGCAGAGUCUCUAACAUUGUGGAAUAAAAACAGUCAGAUCUGUUGAAUUUUUGGAGUCCCGAGGGGAAUUUUGCCACGUACCCCAACCUGAAAGUGGAUGUCUUUGGUGUGCCAUCACAGAAACGUCACCAUUUGUCACUGGUUCGCUGUAAAGCCACCCACAUAAAGUCAAGCUACCAGCUUUGCUAUUGUCCACCAUAAUCUUGUUGUCAAGGUCUGCUUCUGUCAACACUUAGUUAACCAAUCAGGAAGUCAGACUACGUGCUGACCCAAACAAAACCCACAUACACCUCUGUACCCUUUACCUGAGCCACAGACUUACCCAUACAGUGCCACUGUGCAGACUGGAUGGUGUCAGGACCAAUGUACAAAUACUGCACAAUAACUGGAGAAGAGUGUGGGGGGGCACAGAACCUCAGGGGGGAUCUGAGUUAUAAGUCAUUUUGCUGAUCAUCAAUACCUCAACACCCUAAAGCUACUUCAACUUUUCAUUAGCUAUGUAACACAAAGCCAAAGUGACAAGGCGUAUAAGCAAUUAGACACAUACAGCAAUAUACUGUGUGCCAACCUCAAAGGAUAAUUCCGCUUUAUUACAACUUGGGUCUUAUUGUCAUAGUUUUUACUAUUAUUUCUAUCGGUGAUAAUAACAUUGUGCUUUACAGGUUAACAGGUGAGACCUGGGACUGAGAAACAUCUCUUUAGAGAAGUGAAAUAGGGCAAGAAACACAAGCUUACAGGUCUAAAACAAAUGUCAGCCAGAGUUAUUUGAGAAAAGGCAAAUGGUAAAAUUAGUUGCAUAGAUGUGCAUGCACACACUGUUUCUUAGCAGGAUUAUUGCAAACAUUUUGACAAUGUUUAUAUGGUAUCUUGAGCAAAUCAGAUAGAUAUUAGAUAUCAAGACAGCUCAGUGUAAUGCACCUGUGAUGGACUGAAAUAUCAUUUUAGCUACAUGUAGAAAAAGUGUAAUUACAUCCACCUCUUCAAGACGCAUACGUAAUUUUUACCCCUCGGUAAGCAGUCUGUGUAAGUGGUGACACUGGUGUUAAACUAAGUGGUGGUUCUCCCUGUCAAGUUUCAUUUAUAUAGCACUUUUAAAAGCAAACAGGUUUUGCAACAAAGUGCUUCACAAAGACAGACAUAUCUGUGUACACACAAUCAUAGAGACAUUUAAGUGCAUAGAUGAGUAAAGCAGGAUUAAAAUAGAAACAAGUUUAAACACAAUUGAAAUCCAGGGAAUUAGGUAAAAAUAGGAAACAGGUUAAACACAAUUAAAAGCCAGAGAAUUAAAGUGGGUCUUAGCCCCGACCUUGCCUUUUUUUCCCCCACAAAUGGGGCACAGCCACCAUGCCACAGUGAUCUAAGGGGUCUAUUGGUGCUGUAAGGGCCGAGACGUUGACAUAUAUCUACAUCAUGGAGAGAUUUGUAGACAAUUCGAAGGAUAUUUAAGUUUAUCCUAAAAUGAACAGGGAGUCAGUGUCACAGUAAGGUGUGUUUACCUGAUUCCUGAUCAGUUCAUACUUUAAAUGAUCUGCAUUACAACCACCUUCUCAGUUGGAAUAGGGGUGAGUGUUAAUCAAAGUGUGUUUAAUCUCAUCUGGAUUUUAUCUGGAUACUAAACUACUGCCUUUUUUUUUUACAAUCUACUGAGUUGUUUGACCUCUUGUCUCUAUUUCACUUUGUUGUAGCAAUGUGAACAUGUUUCCUGUUCCCAGCAAUUAGACAGGUGUGAACGUAUCUGAUAUAGAUGAGACCCAGGUUGUAAUAAAUCAGAAUUAUCCUUUAAACCUCGUUUUAUUGGAGCAGAAUGUCAGAUGAUUUAGAGUAGAUGAAAUGACAUGAUGUCUCGAAUGAGAAUUUCACUGGUAAACCUGAAAUGACUGCCAAAGAACUUGGAACCAUUUUGUUAUGAGAAUGAGUUUCGUCGUAAAGAGCACUAAUGUGCUGCUUUGCCAAUGCAUCAUCUGGGCAAUGUUUUUCUCAGCAUUUACGUGGAAUGUGCCAACUUUCUGAGUUUCUCUGUGUCUCAACAAAAACACACAGAAAAACUAAUUUUCAUAACAGUAUUUCCAAUUCUGGGCUAGCCAUUGCAAAAGCAAUUAGCAUCGGUAUACCAAUAAGUGACCUUUCUUGCCAUUCCAAUUAUAUGGUUUAUUCCACAGUCUUGAUUGGCUCCAGGUGUUCUCAUCUCUGCUGAUUGGUCUAAUUCAAAGUUCUGAUCUGGCUGAUUGGUCAAAAUCAAAGUGAUGAUUCUCCUGAUUUGUCUUAUUUUAGAGUUCUGGAGUACUGCGCCGACUAAACCACUUGACGGAGCUGAUUAUCCCACCUCCUGAGCCCGGCAAAUUGGUUCAAUCAAAAGCGUGAUUAGUGGAAUCAGUUGUUUUAAAUAGAAUAAAAGCCUGCAGUCUCUGCAGCACUGCGCAGCUCCUUUUCACUACUUAAGAUAGCUCAGAUGCACCAACCCACAGUGACUGACGAAAGAGGUUCUGUCAGGCCAUUUGUCAAGUCCUGCGCCCAAAAACACCCCCCUGUAUACCGAGGAUAAUGAAGUCACACUUGGAGGAUGGGAGCAGGUAUCUUAGCAUUUAGAUUUGUUUAUAUGUAGCUCAAGGGUGCAGGUUGAAGGACGUGACCUCUGGAGUCCUCUUGACCCCAACCAGGUCAACCCCAUCGGUUCUGUGCCCUCCGGUGACUUCAUUGCUCUUGCACGAUGUUGAUACAAUUCCACAAUUGCGUGCUGAACAAAGUGUAUUUAUUUCUGUUGUACUUUUUCUUUUUGUAAAUUUGAAUAAAAAAGGAACUAU